UCCCGGAUUGCCUUCCCUUCCGCAGGAUCCGGCGCACUAAGGGGGUUUACUAUAGAGAGAGUGCGGCGGGAAGCCUGUCCCUUUUUUACGCCUUCUCACCGAAGCGUACCGCCGAGUAUCAUUACGGAACCGUAAGCCGCCUCACUGUGCCACUUUGUGACGGCCCAUCCGCGGACGUCGCGGCGCGAUCACUCCAUACACCCCUUCAGCUGUGUCCAGAAGACUAGAGUUUCAUGAUCCACGUGGAAGCAGAACAGGUACACGUGGAAGCGGAACAGAUACACGUGGAAGGGGAGUAGAUCCGCGUGGAAGAGGGGUGGAUCCACGUGGAGGCGGGGGAUGCCUGCUCUUUCCCCGUGCCUGAGGCGCGCGAAUCAGUCGCUAAUCGGAAGCGGUUCGUUAAUCCGAAGAGGCGGAUUCAGAGGCGCGCUAAUGCUUAUCUGGGAUACCGGCGCAGGUGCCGCCGUGCGGAGUAGUAGCAGCAGCGCCGGCGUCAGCAUUAGUAGGAACGUCAGUAGCGGCGCGGCGCGGAGUAGUAGUAGCAGCGGCAGCGUGAGCAUUAGUAGUAGCUUCAGUGGCGGUUCCGCACGGAGUAGUAGUAGCAGCAGCGGAAGCGUGAGCAUUAGUAGCGGUAGUAGCGGUAGUAGCAGAAGUAGCGGUGCCAGCAUUAAUAACGUCGGUAACAGUCGCAGCGACCGCUUCAGACCUGGCAGUUCGUUCCUCACCCAAGCGCUAUCGGCACACAGCAGUCCGACCAUUCGAUACAAGCACCCCUCCUUGACCGCCCGCUUCAGACAUGGCAGCUCUCCCCUCAACCAAGCGCCAUUGUCACACAGCAGUCAGGCAUUUCCUACCAUUCGAUACAAGCACCCCCUCUUGACCGCCCGCUGCAAUCACGUCUGUACGCCCCGUUAUAAUGACCAGAUACGUUCAGCCCCAGAUACGCCUGUGCGCCUAUCCCUCAGGGGGCCUCUUUUGUGUGAGCGCGUUGCAGCGGGGAGGGUAGCUCUAGAUCCGCAAUGCAGCGUUUUGACUACUUGGGUAGGCAGCAUUUUUGAGGGGCCUAAAAAAUCGCCACUUCUGCUCGAGAAGCCGCAGUGCAGCGUCAGGACGGUUUUGACUCGGGCAGGCAGCACCUUUGAGGCGCCUAGCAAAUCGCCUCUUCUGCUCGAGAAGCACCAAUGCGGCGGUCUGACCAGGGUGCUAGGCAGCACAAGGCACCUGUGCUCAGCAACCGGUGCUGCUGAGUCAGCAAUCGGUGCUGCUGAGCCAGCUUCGACGGGUGCUGAGUCAGUAGCCAAUGCUGAGUCAGCAGGUGCGGCUCAACAGAAGCAGGUUCGGGCAGAGGAAGGGGGAGAGACCGGGGAGGAGGCGCAGAAGCGCGAGGGAGAUGAUGGGGCGAAAGGUAUGGGUGUGGGAGGGGAGGAGAGCUUGGGAGUGGGAAAGGUGAAGAGGACGAGGAGGAAGGCAGUAAGUAAGAGGGAAACGGCAGGUGCAGCGGAGGCUGCAACACUAGGAGCAGCAGAGGGAGGGGGAGAAGUAGCAGUAGCAGAACCACCAGAAGUCGGGGAGGAGUUGGGAGUGGGGAGAGUGAAGAGGACGAGGCGGAAGGCAGGGAGUAAGGGGGGAACUGCAGGUGCAGGGGAGGCUGUUGCACCAGGAGAAGCAGCAGAAGCAGGAGCGACAGCAGCAGCAGGAGAAGUAGGAGAAGUAGCAGUAGCAGAACCACCCGAGUUAGUUGAGGAUUUGGGAGUGGGGAAAGUGAAGAGGACGAGGCGGAAGACAGCGAGUAAGAGGGCAACAGCAAAUGCAGCGGACGCUGCUGCAGCAGGGGCAGCAGGAGAAGCAGCAGCAGUAGCAGAAUCAGCAGCAAAAGCAGCACAACCUGCAGCAGCAGCAGCAGGAGCAGCAGCAGAUGCAGGAGCAGCAGCACAACCAGCAGCAGUGGAGCGAUGGCUAGUGGUGGUGGAAUCCCCCUCUAAAGCCCGCACAAUUCAGGGUUACCUCCAACACGCCCCUGAUUCCGAACCCUUCUCCAGCCUUGCAGCAGCAGCAGCAGCAGCAGCAGGAGGAGGAGGAGGAGCAGGAUUGCGGAAGAGAAAAAGAGAGUUCUCGGUGCUGGCGACGCACGGUCACGUGCGAGACGUGCCCAACAAGGUCCAUGCUGUCUCGCCCGACGCUGACUUCGCCAUUGACUGGCGAAUCCUGCCCCAGGCGGUGCCAUACUUUAGGGCCAUCGCCCUGGCUGCAUUCAGAUCUCAAGGCGUUGUGUUGGCAACUGAUGCAGACAGGGAGGGGGAGGCGAUAGCAUGGCAUGUGUACCAGCUGCUCAAGGGCGCUGCUGCUGCAAGGAGGAGAGCAGAGGCGCAGCAGAGGGAAAAGGAGGAGCGGAGGGAAAAGAUGGCGCAACAGGCAGUGUGGCAUGAGGAGCAAUUGGCAGCAGAGGCAGAGCAGGCAGCGAGGGAGGGAGGAGAGGCAGCAGCGGCUAUACGAGAUGCAGAAGGGGAGGAGGGCGAAGCCGAUAUCUUCUCCAGUGGAGUUCCCGAGCCGAGCCUUGCGAGCCCCGAAGCAGAGGGAUUUGCAGGUGUUGGUAGUGGUGGUGGUGCGGUUGAGGGGGGUGGAGAGGGGUUGCUGCAGCAAGUUGGGGAGCAUGAGGGAGGGCAUGUUGAGAAGGAGGGGGAGCACGGGUGGCUGGAGGGGGAGGAACUACUGGGGGAGGUGAGGAAGGAGCUGAAGGAUUUCAAACGCCCACAAUCAUCGUUAUCAUCAUCAUCACCUCUAACACCAGCAUCAGCAUCAUCACCAUCAGCAACAGCAGCAGCAGCAUCACCAUCAUCCCAACCCCCCUCUCCAUCCGACGAUCAGUGGCUCCUCCCAUCCGCCGGAUCCAACGGCUGCGAUCUCACGAUCCACCGAGCCACCUUCCACGAGAUCACCCCUUCAGCCGUCCUCACUGCUCUAGCCAACCCCCGCCUCCUCUCCCAACCUCUAGUCGACGCCUACUUUGCCCGACGCGUGCUAGAUUUUCUCAUGGGCUUUAAUCUCUCCCCUGUGCUCUGGAGAAAGCUCCCCGGGUGUCGAUCGGCAGGGAGAGUUCAGUCGGUGGCUUUAAGGUUUGUGUGUGAGAGGGAGGGGGAGGUGGCGGGGUUUAAUGCGCAGGAGUACUGGACGGUUAGUGCGAUGGUGCAGGCUUGUCGCACUAAGAGGGGGCUUAUUGGGAGCUUGGAAGGAGGAGAGACGGCAGUGCAUGGGGUAGCAGCAGCAGGUGCGGAAGCAACAGGAGCAGUAGGAGCAGGGGGAGGAGUAGUUGGGGAGGUGGAUUCGCCCAUGGCUUUCCCAGCUAGGCUUACGCACCUAGAAGAAUCAGAUGGGAAAGCAGCAGGAGGAGGAGAGGGGGGGAUAAGGGAUGGAGAGAGGGCGCUAGCAGCGGCAGUGCUGGUGGAGGGGAGUGAGCUGCAGGUGGCAGAGGUGCAUCGGUCGCAGACCAGGAGGUCCCCCUCUCCGCCCUUCACCACUUCAUCGCUGCAACAAGAGGCGUCUUCGAAACUCGGUUUCAGCCCUAGCCGGACCAUGGCAGUCGCUCAACGGCUGUACGAAGGGGUGGCGCUGGGCCCUGAGGCUUCCAAGGCGCUCAGAAAGCAGGCGGCUAAAGGGGCGGUAGGGACAGAGGGAGGAGGGAAGAGCGGAGGGAGGGGAGCUGGUGGGGGGAUGGUGGCUGGGCUGAUCACAUACAUGCGCACCGACAGCGUGAAUGUGUCCCAAGCUGCAGUGGCCUCUCUGCGAUCCCUGCUGCAGGAGAGGUAUAAUAGCAAGAUGGUGUCGCCGUUUGCCCGCGUCUUCUCUGGCAAAGCUAGGAAUGCCCAGGAGGCGCACGAGGCCAUCCGACCCACCCACCCGCACCUGCUGCCAGGCCUGGUAAAGGCUGAUCUGUCGGAGGAGCAGUGGAAGCUCUAUGCGCUCAUCUGGGCUCGAUUCGCUGCCUCUCAGAUGGCAAACGCUGUCUACGACAGGGUAGCAGUGGACGUCGCGGCACAUCCCCGUGACCCCUCCCUGCUCUCCAACUUCCCCUCUCCUGCCUCCUCGCAGUCCUCUCUCCCCUCCGUGCCACCCCCCAUCGAAGCACCCGAUGCACCCCCUUCACCAAUGCUCGAGGCACCUGAGUCUCAACUGCUUGUUGAGCGGCCUCAAAAUGCAUCCUCUCCUCCUGCCAUGCUCCGAGCCAACUCCUUUGCCAUUGCGUGGCCUGGCUUCCUUGCGGCCUACAGUGAUCGGGCAGCGCUAGGUCACCUGUCUGACCUGUCAGAAGGGAUCUCCACAGAACCACCACCUGGCGAUGCCACGUCAGCAGAGGCUGACAGUGCUGCUGCCACGUCAGAAGUGUUCCAGGAAAUCAUGGCCCUGCAGGCUAUUGGUCGAAUCCGUGGAUCCCAAUCAGCACUUCACGCGCCCCCUCCCAGAUACACUGAGGCAGCUCUGAUCAAGCGAAUGGAAGCGGAGGGGAUAGGAAGACCAUCCACCUAUGCACCCACACUCAAGACUCUCCUUGAUCGCAAGUAUGUGGAGUUGGAUUCUCGCAGGUUGCACCCCACAAUAAGGGGGAGGCUGGCAAACGCCUUCCUCCUGCACUUUAUGGAGCCAUACGUCAAUGCAGGCUUCACUGCCCGCCUCGAGUCCAAGUUUGAUGACGUGGCAGCAGGAGAAGGAGACUGGCGGAAGGUUCUCAGAACCUUCUGGAACGACUUCCAACCGAGAGUGGAGGAAAUGCAGAAGCUAUCGCCUCAAGCUGUUGGGUCGGCUGUGCAAGUGACGCUGGGCGAUGGGCUACUCGUGGAGGCAGCAGCGACGUACUCCCAAGUGCUUUCCGAUGCCCGUGCCCGCGCUUCUGCUCCUCCCUUCUCCUCCAUCCCUCCCUCCUCCGCCACCCCUUCCUCCUCCGCCUCCCCGUCACCUCCCACUUUGGAACUGUCACCAUCAGCGGUGGCAACACCAUCCGCAUCAUCAUCGGUAGCAUCCCUGUCACCACCAUCAGCUUCCAAGGCUUGUCCCAGUUGCGGGUCAGGCGAGCUGGAGUACAACUUCUCCAGCCGCGGCGUGGGGCUCUUUGUCGGCUGCUCGGCUUACCCCACAUGCCACUUCAAGGCCCGUGUGGUGGAGCAGGAGGACAAGCCGGGCGCCCUAGCAGUGGCAAUCGACCCAGUUGCGCAUGUCAUAGGGGAGGACCCCAACACAGGGGCCAAGAUCUGGCUCAAAGUGGGCCCGUAUGGCGCCUAUGUGGAGCGGUCAUCGUACGGCAAGGUCUCCAAAGUCAACCGAGCCUCGCUGCCCCCGGGCAUGCAUCCAGACUCGGUUGAUCUCCCCAACGCACUCGAACUCCUCGCAUUUCCGCGAGUCGUAGGCCUGCACCCAGAGGGAGGCACCGUGUAUCUGUGCAGCGGCCCCUUUGGCUUCUACUUGGAGCACGACUUGCCAGGAGUGGGGCGGAUCAGAGCAUCCCUGGGCACGAAUGUUGUUAUAGAUGAUGUGACGCUAGAGAGCGCAAUUGAGCGACUGCAGGUGAAGCAAGCAAGGGUGGAGCGAGCAGCGACAAGGAAAGCUGCUAAAGCUGCAAAGACCGGCAAGGGAGGCAAGGCGGCUAAAGUGGCAACAAGUAAAGGGGCGAGCAAAGGGGCAAGCAACGGGGCAGCCGUUGCAAGAGAAGAGAUUAAGGGAGAGGUAGAGGGAAAGACGGCGCCGAAGGGGGAGGGGACGGAAGCUGUUGACUUAGGGAAAGGAAGAAAGGCGAGUGCGAGAAGGAGCAAUAAGGGGGAGGCGGGGGAGGCAGCUGACGCGAGCAAAGGAGUGGGCAAUGGAAGUGGAGAUGAGGGGGCGGAAGCUGUUGAGGCUGUUAAGGCCGGCAAGGGAGGCAAGGUUGUUGACGUGGGGACAAGCAAAAGCGCAAGGAAGGAUGCGAAGGGAGGGGAGAGCGGAGAGAAUGAGCGAGAGACGGUGUUGACAGGAGAGGGGGCGCAGGCUGUUGAUGUGGGGAAAGGAGGAAAGGCGAGUGCGGAGAGGAGCAAGGAGGGGCAGGGUGAGGAAGCGGGAGUGAGCAAAGCGGAUGGGGGGAAGGCAGCUGAGAGAGGGGGGAUGGAAAAUCCUUUGGAGGUUUCUGAAAUGGCAGGCAAGAAAGGUAGCCAGGAGGUGAGUGUGAAAAGGAGCAAGGAGGCGGGAGCAGCUGACGCGAGGAAAGUGGAUGCAGCUGAGAGAGGGGAGACUGAAAGGCCUUUGGAGGCUCCUGGAGAGGCAGGCAUGGUGAAACGGCAGAGAAAGGAGGAAAGGAAGGAGGCUGGGAGGAACGCAAAGACCAAUUCCGAUGCUGAGGAGAAGGAGCGAGGCCACGGAUACAAAGGAGGGGCAGAGCGUGCUCGUCUGAUACGGCUUCCCAGGAGACCGUCAGAGCAGCUUAAGGAGAUUAUUGGGAAGGAGCAUGAGCAGCUGAGCCUGGUUGAAGCCACGAGCCUGGUGUGGAGGUAUGUCCAAGCCAACAACCUCAAAACCGGGCCCCACACAGCCGCAUUCGACGGCAAGCUGAAGAGUUUAUUCGCAGUGGAGUCGGCUCACAGAAUCCAACUACCGAGCCUUCUAUCGAGGCACAUGCAGCAACUAGACAGAGAGGGAGGAGGGAAGCCUCAAGCAGAGGAUUCUGAAGGAGAGGAGGGAGGGGAGCAUCAAGCAGUGAUUUUUAAAGAAUCGGCUUCUGAAGGGGAUGAGGGAGGAGGUAGCGAAGAGGGUGGGAUGGUCAGGGAGGGGAGGAGCAGACGGGAGGUGAAGAAGAGAGAGAGUGGGCUAAGCUUUGGCCAGGAGAGGGCACUCCUAAACAGGCUUCCCAGAAGACCGUCAGAGCGGCUAAAGGAGGUCAUCGGAGAGCACGAGCAGCUGAGCGUAUUCGAGGCGAUGAGUCUGGUGUGGAGAUACAUCCAGGCCAACGACCUCAAGACCGGGCCCAACACCGCUGUGUUUGACGCCAAGCUGAAGGCUCUAUUUGGAGUGGACUCGGCUCACAGCCUGAAACUGCCGGGGCUGCUGGAAAAGCACAUGUCGCCACUUGAUGCCGAUGAUGCCUCCGCUAAGGCAGUGAAUGCAGCGGAGGAAGCUGCGCGGGUGGGUGGAGCAGCCUCAAAGGCACCAAGAGGAGCAAGAGGGGCAAAACGAGCAGCCAAAGAAGCAAGUGGAGGAGCAAGCGGAGCAACCAAGUCAGGAGAAGUGGAAUCUGGAUUGGUGUCGUCCGCUAGGGAGUCGUCCGCUAGUGAGGCAUCGAGCGCGGACGAUCGUGAUCUGCGCCAACUGUCUCCGGCACUCAAGGCGGUUCUGGGAGAGGAGUUUGGCGGCUUUACUCUCAGAGAGGCCACUCAACAAGUCUGGCAGCGAGUGAAGGAGCAGGGCGAGAAGGUGGAGGGAGGAAGCCGGGUGGCUCGAUAUAGAGUGGACGGGCAACUACAGGAGCUACUAGGUGUAGAUGUGGUAACAUUCAUUGGAUUGUACAGCCUACUCAAGAAGCAUAUGAAAUAGCAUAUGCUGCAUUUAUUUUAUUGGAUUCUUUAGCGCAAUCGCAGUGUAGUUUAUACCGUAUUGAAUGAAAG
Closterium sp. NIES-67 is the source of this 7616-nucleotide messenger RNA. The record is from the annotation of a GenBank genome assembly. NCBI's taxonomy places the organism in Eukaryota, Viridiplantae, Streptophyta, Zygnematophyceae, Desmidiales, Closteriaceae.